AUGGAAAUGGAAAAUACAACAAUACCUUCAGAAUUCAUCCUUUUGGGCUUCUAUGAGUGGCCACAUCAACAAUUCAUCCUGUUUUUGAUAUUUCUCCUGAUCUACCUGAUGGCCAUGACUGGUAACUUGUUUAUUAUUGUGGUGAUAUCCUCCAGCAAAAACCUCCAUACUCCUAUGUAUUUCUUCUUGUUUAACUUGGCCAUCCUUGACAUUUUGCUAAUAUCAGCUAUUAUGCCAAAACUCUUAGAGCUUUGCUUUUCUGGAAACCAAUCCAUCACAUAUUUUGGAUGCGUGGCCCAGGUGCUGGUAUUUCUCAUAUGUAGUAUGUCUGAGACAUUUCUUCUUGCGAUCAUGGCCUAUGAUCGUUAUGCGGCUAUCUGCUGUCCAUUGCGUUAUUCCUAUUUAAUGAAUUUGAGAAUCUGCCUUCAUCUUGCUCUUCUAUCAUGGGGAUUUGGUCUACUGGAAUCUCUGGUGUUAACGGGGUUGAUUUUUCGUUGUUCAUUCGUGAAAUAUAAAGAAAUUAAUCAUUUUUUUUGUGACCUGGAUUCUCUGAUAAAACUCUCCAGCAGCGGCACUACAGAAGCACAUAUGACUCUUUUAGUGUCAACAUUUAUCUGUGGAUUCAUUCCCACGGUUUUCAUUUUAGUGACCUAUGGUUUUGUUAUUUAUAAUAUACUAAAGAUACGUUCCAACAAAGGAAAGCAAAAGGCCUUCUCUACCUGUUCUUCUCACCUUACAGUUAUCACCUUAUUCCUUGGGAUUAUUCUGAGAACUUAUUUCAGACCAAAGUCUGCCUACUCAAUACAAGAAGACAAAAUUUUAUUGUUGCUUUAUACAUCUUGCAUUCCAACACUCAAUCCUUUAAUCUACAGUUUAAGGAACAAGGAUGUUCAUGUAGCUGUAAAAAAAAUUAAAAAGAUUACUAAAAGUCAUAUUUUCACACCAUGUGAAUAUUUUUGCUACAAACGUACAAGAGACUCGACUUCUGGAAUAAAGACAAUGUGGAUUAUGCAAAAUUAAUGCCACUUGCUGGCAACUAAUGGUUGAUUUUUUUUUGUGCAACAUUCUGUUUACAUUUAUUGAAAAGCAAUGACAACUAGUGAAAAUAUAGUAUUCUGCAUUACUGCCUUCAAUGUGCAUGCAUAGCAGGUUAAAAGCCCCUCUCAAAUUUUAAAUGAUGUAUGGCAGACUUCUGUACUGGUAACAGCUGUGUCAAGCCCCAUACAUACGGUCGAGAGUUGUGAGAAAUCGGCCGGUUCAAUAAAAACCUGCUGAUCAUCGGCCUGUGUGUAUGUCGGCCGGUCCGACAGAAGAUGGCAAAAUUGGAUUGUUAGUACCGACUGGACCUGUCAGGUUUUUUUUUCGUUCAACCAAAUUAGUGUGUACCAGGCUUCAGAG
Rana temporaria (common frog) is the source of this 1398-nucleotide messenger RNA. Its product is annotated as olfactory receptor 1013-like. The record is from RefSeq and is a predicted model, not a curated record. Gene Ontology annotation, cellular component: membrane. The transcript has a single exon. Lineage: Eukaryota; Metazoa; Chordata; Amphibia; Anura; Ranidae. Gene Ontology annotation, molecular function: G protein-coupled receptor activity; olfactory receptor activity. Bases 1 to 1020 code for a protein of 339 amino acids. Gene Ontology annotation, biological process: G protein-coupled receptor signaling pathway.